Molecule: messenger RNA, 1743 nt
Organism: Dreissena polymorpha
Lineage: Eukaryota; Metazoa; Mollusca; Bivalvia; Myida; Dreissenidae
Exons: 1
Coding region: 1-1743 (580 amino acids)
Source: RefSeq, a predicted model, not a curated record
AUGGGUCAAGUUACCCACUGGUACUACUUCGCCAUCUUAGCCAGAAGACUGACAACCUACCUUACCACAAAUGGGUACAUUGAUACGACAGCCCAGAAGGGUGGAGUGCCAGGCUUCUCAGGGUGUGUGGAGCAUACCAGUGCAAUCAGCCAGCUCAUUAGAGAAGCAAAGGUGAACAAAUCAGACUUGACUGUAGUAUGGCUAGACCUUGCAAACGCCUACGGAUCUAUUCCACAUAAGCUCAUCGAAUCAGCCCUCCAGUACUACCAUAUCCCUGAACACAUUCAAGGGAUGAUCAAUGCGUACUUCAGUGGAAUGAAACUGCGCUUCAUGGUUGGCGAGAAGAUGACAGCUUGGCAGAGACUGGAGAAGGGAAUAGUGACCGGGUGUACCAUCUCAGUUGUCCUGUUUGUGAUGGGCAUGAACCUCAUAAUCAACCCUGCAAACAAAGAAACCCGCGGGCCUAAGAAAUCUACAGGGUUACACCUGCCAACAAACAGAGGCUUCAUGGACGAUCUAACAGUGACAACACAGACACACAUACAAGCAAGAUGGGUACUGAAAGUAUUGGAGGAGGCAGCAACCUGGGCUAGAAUGAAUUUCAAACCCAAGAAGUCCAGAAGUCUGGUCAUCAAGCGCGGAUCAGUCACAAAACGGUUCACCCUACAAGUCCAAAGGGAAAACAUACCAUCAAUUAUGGACAGUCCCAUAAAAUGCCUGGGCAAGUGGUUUGAUUCGAGCCUUAGUGACAAAGCAAACGUAGAGCGCAUCAGAUCACAGCUCCAGGAAGGGCUGAAACAAAUUGACAAAUCCGCUUUACCAGGAAAGUUCAAGGCAUGGCUCUUCCAGAAUGCACUUCUCCCCAGACUGAUGUGGCCCCUUAUGCUAUAUGAAAUACCGACAUCCUCUGUCGAAUGCUUGGAGAGAAAGAUCAGCAAACACCUGCGCCGAUGGCUGGGAAUACCACCAAGCUUUACCAGCAUCGGAUUGUAUGGGCGAUCGAACCAGCUACAACUCCCGCUAUCAUCACUAGUGGAGGAGUUCAAAGUUGCAAAGACACGACUGGUAGUGACGCUCAAGCAAUCGCAGGACAGUUCAAUCCGAAAUGCUGGGAUUGAAACUAGGACAGGGAGAAAGUGGUCAGCAAGCCAAGCAGUCGAACAGGCCGAGAAAAGACUCCAGCAAAAAGACAUUGUCGGCAUCACAGCUGUAGGCAGACAGGGGCUAGGCAGCUCCAAGAUAACAUUAUGGAGCUCUGCUGGAAACAUGGAAAGGAGGAGAAUGGUGCAAGAUGAAGUCAGAGCAGCAGAAGAAGAAGACAGAAGAGCGAAAGCUGUGGCUAUGGGUGCCCAAGGUGCGUGGACGAAGUGGACAACGACAGAAAGAAAACUGACCUGGGCUGAUAUUUGGAGCUACGAACCACUGAGGAUAGCGUUCCUGCUCAGAUCAGUCUAUGACCUGCUACCGUCACCCUCAAACCUGCACAGUUGGGGUCUACAGGACCACCCCAAGUGCCAAUUGUGUGACAAGACAGGAACCAUGGAACAUAUUCUGUCAUCGUGUACCACAGCCCUCACCCAAGGACGCUACAGGUGGAGACACGACAGUGUUCUUCAGGAACUUGCUGACAAGUUGGAGCACGAGAGGACCAAGAAGAGGCCCAGACAGAAACCCCAAAUGAUUCAGUUCGUGAAGGAAGGACAAAAGGCGCCUAAAAACUGCAGCCUACCAGUUCUGUAUUAG